This is a messenger RNA of Vitrella brassicaformis, 2786 nucleotides long. The record is from the annotation of a GenBank genome assembly. NCBI's taxonomy places the organism in Eukaryota, Vitrellaceae.
UCAGAAGCCAUAGUAGAGGCAGAAGUCCGGCAUGGUCAGCUGGCUCGCUACCACUCUGUGACAUGCAACCACAUUAUUAUGUGGAUGCACACUGUAUUAUUAUUUACUCAUGGCAUCCAUCCAUCCAUCCAUCCAUCCCGACUGCCCCUCUACCUGAGUUUUUCGGUGAAGUCAUUGAGCUUAAUUUCGACCUUGGUUUGGCCGUUGUACAUGCCCUGCACAACAAGAGGAAGAAGAAGAGGAGAGGGUUGAAAUUGAAGUUCCCCCCAUCUAUUCAUGAAUUGGCAUGGUAUUUUGCGUGACGGCUGCAGGGAGAGACGUACCUUGACGAUGUACCCGCCGCUUUUGGCCCACAGCUCGAAGAGAAUCGAUGACGCGAAGGGAGGCUAAGGAUGGGACACGCCACUCAGGCAAAGCCUGGUCUGUCUGUCUGUCUGUCUGUCCAUGUGUGUGUCUCUGGUGUGUCUCCCUUUGACUUACCUCUACACCGUCCCACCAGCCAAGCAUCCGGAGGUAGCCAGACUGCAUGAGAGCAAACAGACGAACCCAUGGGACCCAACCUCAGCUGGCCGCCUGCCGCGCACCAGGUUCAUGUCGUGGCUGCUGAGCAGGAUGAGCUUGAGCGUCUCAAAGAUGCCGGCGGCCUCGCGAAGGCCGGUAUGCUGAUUGGUCCAACACACACGCCGCACAUGCAUGCACACGUAAGAGCUCGUGUCUCUUCGGCAGCUGGACUACAUACCUCAGCGGCGACAGCCUGCUUCCCUUGGCGGAGAGCGGCCUGGUACAUGGCAGCGUCCUUGGUGUGGGUGGCGUAAUGCAUCCCUGCUUUGGCCUCCAGCACGGUCGCCAUCGUAUUGAAUAGCAGCGAAGACGCCACCGUGGCAAUCUUGGGGUCCGCGAAAAUCUGCAUAUAUUCACCAAUGGCUUUUUGCUUGUUGAUUCAUCCACAUGUAUGUGACUUGCCAUCGAGAAUGCGUCAUCGUUGGCGUGAAGGAUCCGCCUACACGGAAGACCGAAGCUUUCUAAUCUCUUGUCUCUCUUAUCCUCUUCACUUGAGGGUUUCGCGGUCUGUGGUGAAGAGGCCCCGUCCGUCGGCGAUCCCGGCCAUCACACCAUCGCCCACCAAACUCAGUACACUGCACACACACAGAGACACACAGAGAGAGGGAGAGAGAGGGCGACGGCGGUUUGGGAAGAUAUACACGGCCUUGAGUCUGCCCUGCAGCCGUGAAUGUUUCCAUCGAGCCUCAUACCGAUAGCAGUCUUCGCCUGGUUUGAGUGUUCGCUCGAGCUGCUUCAUGACCUUGCUGCAAAUCCUCGCGUACAUCUCGCUUAGGGCUGGCCAGGACUUGCCGUGGAGGUAGUCCGGUUGCUUGAGGCUGUAGAGGAUCUCCGGUUUGAACAUGAUAUCAUGCUCGCGCUUCUCCCUGUUGUUGUGGAAUGGCACCGAGGGGUGGACUUGCGGCCACAAAGUCUCGCGGAAGGUGUCGCAGGCGCGCUUGUUCUCACCUUAUAGCCACACAAAGGGAGGGAGGAGAAUGCAUUCUCUCUCGAGGGCUGGCUGGCUUCGACCUUCUCACCCUGCAGAAUCCAAUCCUGCCCGCGGUCGAUGGUGUGGACGGGAAUGUGAUAAUGGCCAGCGGGAGCCGGAUCUUGCAGCAGGUCAUCCAGCAGGAGCUGCCUAUUCGAGGAGUCGUCAAGGAUCCUCUGCAGCAUGUUCGGUGUCUCUCGCUCGUGCACGUCGCGCCAGCCGGUCAGCUCGUACACUUGCUCAGCAUAGGCCGGGGAUUUCUUCGUGUGCUUGUAGAAUGCUUCCACCAUCAGCCUCUAGCGCUCCUUCAGAUUGAUUGAGCAUUCGUUGCCCCCGGUGUGUGGGUAGAUGCCCUGCACGUGGCAGUCGGCACUCUUGAUCGUGCGGGGGACAUCUGUGGAACGGACGAAGAUCUCUCCCUACAACGAUGCACAUCAACGGAGAGAAGGUUCCCAACUGAUGACCUGACAGCACGUACCGGGGUGUAUUCUGCACUGAUCAGCUUGUGUUGGUCCACAAAGCGCACGCGCAGAAUGCGCCCCAGCAAGGUGUGCUGAGCAAUUGCAGCACACGCACCCAGUCAGAGCAUUUGGCUGGCGAGAGUGCUUCCCGCGAGUCGCUACUACCUGGAGCCUCCCAAGGUUGGUAAGAAUCCCGACGCGGCCCUCGUCGCCUCCCUCCCAAGUCGGAAGCUUGUUUUCGGGCAACUCCCCCUACAUUGUGUGCAUCAGCCACACACAGAUGCACGUCGACUUGAUCCCAUUGCUCCAGCAUCCGCACCCAGCGUACGUACGUCAAAGAAGACCUCAGGACUGCGGCUGCCAUGGCUGUCGAAUGACAUACAUACAUAAUUAAAGGGCCUUGACGUGUCUCUCCGCUUUCGUUUGGACACCCGCGUACCGGAAGACCUCCAAAGCAAAGAGCAGUUGCUCACCUGCGUGUAUGCAGACAAGGACUUGAUGUUCAAUUAUCACGCGGCAGUGACAUCCAGAGAGAGAGAGAGAGAGAGACGGGGGGGCUCGGUUCGUACCGUGCUGGCCGGACAAUGAUGCAACAUCCGAGGUGUCAUUCAGCGCCUCCAGGGCCGCAUGGCCGCGGUCGGCGUGCCUCUUUCCGUUCUCCCAAGCGUGCUCCUCAUAGGCAGUGCAAGUCACUGCAGCAUAGCAUUGCAGUUAAUCGUUGCAUGGUGCUGCCUGUGUGCGUUGCAUGCAGUCUCACCGCCAAAGAUGACAAGCAAGAGAAGAAGGCUUCCCAU